This is a messenger RNA of Ictalurus furcatus (blue catfish), 3803 nucleotides long. RefSeq names its product GTP cyclohydrolase 1 (gene gch1). Bases 104 to 883 code for a protein of 259 amino acids. The record is from RefSeq and is a predicted model, not a curated record. NCBI's taxonomy places the organism in Eukaryota, Metazoa, Chordata, Actinopteri, Siluriformes, Ictaluridae. Gene Ontology annotation, cellular component: cytoplasm. Gene Ontology annotation, molecular function: GTP cyclohydrolase I activity; zinc ion binding; GTP binding. Gene Ontology annotation, biological process: tetrahydrofolate biosynthetic process; tetrahydrobiopterin biosynthetic process. The transcript has 8 exons.
GAGGUGCUCGGCGCGUGCACACAACCUGAGGAGAAAAGGCAGCUGAGGCUUGAGCAGUGAAACGGAGAAACUUCACACGAAAAGGUCAGAGAUCACCGCUGCUAUGAUGGAGCGCUCCAAACCGAGUCAAAGAGAAAGCGAAGCCGCGUCCAGCAACGACGCUGCCAUGAACGGACUUCUGGACGGGAUGGAGAAGAUGCCCAAGUGGAACGGCGCACCUAAAGAGACGCCCAAAGGUGAGAAGUCCAGCGGCACCCGCGCCCCGUGUUCGUCUGUGAUGGAGAGCUGGAGGGAAGAGCGCACUCGGAGCGUGGAGGACAACGAGAUGAGCCUGCCGGGUAUCGUCACCGCCUACACCACCAUCCUCAGGGGUCUGGGAGAAGAUCCGCAGAGACAAGGCCUGCUGAAGACGCCUUACCGGGCGGCCACGGCCAUGCAGUUCUUCACCAAGGGUUAUCAGGAGAAAAUCAUAGAUGUUCUGAACGACGCCAUUUUCGACGAAGACCACGAUGAGAUGGUGAUCGUGAAGGACAUCGACAUGUUCUCCAUGUGCGAGCACCACCUCGUCCCCAUCUUCGGCAGAGUCCACAUAGGCUACCUACCUAACAAGAGGGUUCUCGGCCUCAGCAAACUGGCAAGGAUCGUUGAGAUCUACAGCAGAAGGCUGCAAGUGCAGGAACGUCUCACCAAACAGAUCGCCGUCGCCAUCACCGAAGCUCUACAGCCCGCCGGAGUCGGAGUGGUCGUCGAGGCAACUCACAUGUGUAUGGUGAUGCGAGGCGUGCAGAAGAUGAACAGUAAAACAGUGACGAGCACUAUGCUGGGCGUUUUCCGCGAGGACCCCAAAACCAGAGACGAGUUCCUCACACUGAUCCGGAGCUGAGACGAGCCACGUGUGUAGAUCAGACAUCCUUCUCCGACACGUCCAUCCUUCACCAUCAUGUUGUUUCUGUACUGGCCUCGAAGGGGAGGUUGUGCUGCUGGCGAGUGUGUUCUCCCAGCACUUGCUUUCUCAGAGUGGGAGAUACCUCAGUUAAACCAUCCCUCCUAGUGUUUUUACGUGUGUGUGUGUGUGUGUGUGUGUGUGCGCGCUCAAGCGCACAGAGAUUUUGAGUGCUUUUUUUAUGAUUUUCAGGUGGUUAUAGGUCCACAGACUCAAAUUCUAAUAUAGCCGACAGUUUCCAUCACUGUAACAACAUCGUCAUAGCAACAAGUUUUUCGACAAAUGUGAAAACCCUUUUAGCCACUUUAUAUUUAUUCAGUUGCCAGAUGCAUUAUACCACCAUAAAUACCACUCGGUGUCCUAACCCUGACUCGCUGACAGACCUAGGAUGAUUUUAAACAUGGACGCUACCGCUGCCGUAUUUCUAUCCAAACGCGUGUGAUCUGACCCGCAUUAGAGCUGCAGUAUGUAACUUUUUUUUUUUUUUUUUUUUUUUUUUUUAAAAAAGGUGAAAUGAGUAGAAAUGUUCAGUCAGUGUGAAAAACAAACAAACAAACAAACAAACAAACAAACAAAAUCCAUGCACACACACACACACACACACGCACAAAAACUGUGUACUUUCGUUGCUGCAAGUCACCAUGGAAAACCUGAAAUAUUAAUUAGACCUGUCGGGUUGUAUUUCAUGAUUUUGGGUUGUGCUACCCCCUAAUACCUUAUACUCUGUAUGAAAAGAAAAACUCACAACCUAAUCGGAUUUAAGUGAGAGGAAAGUGAUGGAUGUUGGGGAUAAUGGGGGUGUAUUCCCAAACAAUGCUCUUCAUUUUGAAUUGUUGAUAAGAAUAAUAAACAAUUGAAUCAAAGUCAUAAGAUGUAGUAAAAGCAUAAAUAGAAUAUACACAUCACAUAGAAACUUAACACAUACAGGUACGAGAUUCUGAUUUAAACUGAUAGAUGCUGUGAUUCUGAUUGGUUUACACUGAUAGCGGUAAGAGAUUCUGAUUGGUUUAAACUGAUAGAAGUAAGAGAUUCUGAUUGGUUUAAACUGAUAGCGGUAAGAGAUUCUGAUUGGUUUAAACUGAUAGAGGUAAGAGAUUCUGAUUGGUUUAAACUGAUAGCGGUAAGAGAUUCUGAUUGGUUUAAACUGAUAGCGGUAAGAGAUUCUGAUUGGUUUAAACUGAUAGCGGUAAGAGAUUCUGAUUGGUUUAAACUGAUAGCGGUAAGAGAUUCUGAUUGGUUUAAAAUGAUAGAGGUAAGAGAUUCUGAUUGGUUUAAACUGAUAGCGGUAAGAGAUUCUGAUUGGUUUAAACUGAUAGAGGUAAGAGAUUCUGAUUGGUUUAAACUGAUAGAGGUAAGAGAUUCUGAUUGGUUUAAACUGAUAGCGGUAAGAGAUUCUGAUUGGUUUAAACUGAUAGCGGUAAGAGAUUCUGAUUGGUUUAAACUGAUAGCGGUAAGAGAUUCUGAUUGGUUUAAAAUGAUAGAGGUAAGAGAUUCUGAUUGGUUUAAACUGAUAGCGGUAAGAGAUUCUGAUUGGUUUAAACUGAUAGCGGUAAGAGAUUCUGAUUGGUUUAAACUGAGAGGUUGUUUCUUGCUUUAAUCUGAUGGCCUGAAAGAAUAAAUGGCCAUAAAUUUAAUCUGAACUUAAACACACGAAUUGUUUCUGUAAUUCACCCAUUUUUCAGGUAAACUUUUAAUCCCAGAUCCGUGUAUCCAAACUGUACUGUAACGUGUCACGUGUCGGUGUGUGAGGUGUGUAGUUCAGUCAUCAAAGUGUAUUAACUGUGUUCCGUGUACCUGAUGACCCACGCAUGAUCCACUCAGCACCACGUCGUGUCGUGUCCUGUCCGUGUGAGCGUGUUACUGUACCGAAGGCCGUCAGUCUUCUUCACUCCUCUGAUAUAGGACCAUCUUUUUCUUUUUUUCUUUUUUCUUUCUUUUCUUUCUCGCUGUUGUGUACGGACCAAAGUUUGAAGUUGCGGUUGAGAUAUGAAAAUGAUCUCAACUUUGAUAACGAUGUUGAUCGGUGUGAGCUUUUCCCUCUCACAGCGCCGGUGAUGCACGCGAUCGAAAUCCAAGCCUCAAAGAAAACAUAGUUUACUACUCAGAUAUUUAUAUACAUGUCAAAUGUUAAUAACGUCAAGAGAAAUUUCUAUUAACUCGUCAGUACACAUCAGGUUUAGAUGAUGUGUGUGUGUGUAUAUAUAUAUAUAUAUACACAAAAUAUAUGCUCUAUUUUAUUUUGAAUGUACCACCUAAAGUAAUUUGUUGUGUUUUCAUGUUUUGAAUGAUAUAUUCAGAAGAAUAUAUAUAUAUAUAUUAUAACUUUUGAGAUGUAUGGAUGUGGGUGUUUUUACGUAAACGUGAGUGAGAAAGCGAACACUUCACGUUAGUGUUCCAGUCCUGUUCAUGUGGCCUUCACAGGGACUCCCCCAGUCCUGAGUACACUUAAGUGUUCAUUUACAGCAAACUGAUGUUAAGUUCAUCAAAUAAAUUCUGUUUGAAAAUCGCUUGUAACCAUGCUGAAAGUUUUUGUUUUUAUUAGAAGAAGCAGAAAAACAUCCCGCGGCCAUCUUCGGAUAGUUCAGGAUUCUUUGCUUUCUGAAGGAUUUAUACUUGGAACCUAAGGAAUGGAACCCGAUGUGGUCUGCUGCUGCUCUAGUCCACCCCGCUCAACCUUUGAAGUCUAGUGCUUCCCGAGAUGCUUUUUCUGCACAUCGUGGUUGUAAAGCGUGGUGGAUAAUUUACCGAAGCCUUCCUGUUAGCGCAAACCCUCUGAUCUCGCUCGUCUACAAGAUGUUUCCACCCGCCCACAGAACUGGUGUGUACGCAGGUGUUCCUAUUAAAGUGGCCAGUAGUCGUA